Molecule: messenger RNA, 1047 nt
Organism: Talaromyces amestolkiae
Lineage: Eukaryota; Fungi; Ascomycota; Eurotiomycetes; Eurotiales; Trichocomaceae
Exons: 2
Coding region: 1-1047 (348 amino acids)
Molecular function (GO): oxidoreductase activity, acting on NAD(P)H
Source: RefSeq, a predicted model, not a curated record
AUGAAGGCCGUCAUUGCUCAAAACAAAACCCCCACUUUGGUUUCUGAUAAGCCCGUCCCUAAGCUACGCGACGACUAUAUCCUCGUCAAGACCGUAGCCGUUGCCCUUAACCCAACCGACUGGAAGCACGCAACUUUCGGUCUUGCUGCUGAAGGCGGCCUGCUUGGUUGCGAUUUCGCUGGCAUUGUCGAAGAAGUAGGCUCCAAAGUCACCAAGAAAUGGCAAAAGGGCGAGCGAAUCGCUGGUGUUGCACAUGGUGGAAAUCUGGUCCAACCUGAAGACGGUGCAUUUGCCGAACACAUUCUUGCGAAGGGCGAUAUUCAAGUAAAGAUUCCUGAUUCGUUGUCCUUUGAGGAUGCGUCAACCCUUACUUUGGGCGCGACGACAGUUAUGCAAGGGUUGUAUCAAAAGGCGUUGAAGUUGAACCUACCGGAUAACCCAGUCAAGGGUAAUGUUCCACUUUUGAUAUAUGGAGGGUCCACUGCGACUGGUUCUCUAGGUAUCCAAUAUGCCAAGUUGUCCGGUUACACCGUGAUAACGACAUGCUCCCCGCGAAACUUCGAUUAUGUCAAAAGCCUCGGUGCUGACAAGUGGUUUGACUACAACGAGCCCAACGUCGGUGCCCACAUUCGCGAAUAUACCCAAAACAAACUCAAAUACGCCUGGGAUACCGUGGGUGAAGAAGGCUCUGCCAAGAUUUGCGCAGAGGCACUUACCUCCGAGGCUGGAGCAAAAUAUGGCAGCAUCUUGCCUGUAAAGAAUCCACGAGAGGACGUUGAAUCCACCAAUACGCUCAUGUAUACUGUCUUCGGCGAAGAAUUCAAAUUUGGAAAGGACACGGUGUUUCCUGCUAGUUCGGAGGAUUUUGAGUAUACCAAGAAAUUCAUCGCGUUAACCGAGAAAUUGAUAGCUGAGGGCAAAGUGAAGGCGCAUCGUGUCAAGGUUGGUGCUGAUGGUCUGAAAGGUGUGGUGAAAGGAUUGGAGGAUAUGAAGGCUGGAAAGGUCAGCGGACAGAAACUGGUAUACCGCGUUGAUGAAACUCCAUGA